AUGAGUCAAGCUCAGACUAAUGAUGCUGUAGAUUUGAAGAAAAAGAUGCAGGCGGAACUUGAUUUCACCUCUCCUCAAGAUAUUGCAACUACAAGAAAUGCAGGGACAGAUAGAGGCGGACGUCUUCUCCUGGAUCAAAAAUCAGAAGCCAAGAAAGGAGGGCUUUCUACACUGAACUGAGUCGCUUAUGCUUCAGCUCAUAUCUACAAUGACAUGUGAGCAACUGUGUGGUUCAUGUAUCUCCUCUACUUUAUCUGCUACACUGUUGGAUGGGGUCCAAAAUUGGCAUCUUUAGCCCUCCUCUCAGGCCAAAUCGCGGAUGGGAUUGCAACAAACUUAGUAGGAUUUCUUAUGGAUAAAACCAACACAAGAAUUGGUAAAAGGACACCUUGGUUUUUACUUGGAACUUUCUUGGUAAUUCCAUCCUUUAUUCUGACUUUUAAUACUUGUUAUGCCUGUGAUCUGAUAUGAGGACUGACAGAGGAUAGGGUGUGAAAUACAAGAAGACACAAAACUAUUGCCUUUAUUUAUUAUAUAAUCUUGCCAGCUCUGUUUAACAUUGGAUGGGCAGCAGUACAGAUCUCCACAAUGUCAAUUAUUGUAUCUAUUACUUAUGACCAAAAGCAAAGAGACUCCUUGAUCUCAUACAGAAACGCAUGAACUUUUGGGUCUAACUUAUUUACUCUUUCAGUAGCACUCAUGUUGUUCGAAUUUGUGCCAAAUGCUAUAUGGCAGUUUAGAAUCUUAGCCCUUCUAAUUACAUUGAUUGGAGUAGUUAGCGGAUUAUUUUAUCUCUAUGGUGUUCCAGAAGUUAAGCUUUCUAACAGAGCUAUAAGUCAGGGAAUUCAGUACUCCAGUUGGUCAGUCGAAUCUAAAGGAAACUCUGUUGAACACUGGUCAGAGUGGCUUUCAAUCACCCAGUUUUAUGCAUACGGGGUUGUCUAUACUCUCACAAGAAUGAGCAUCAAUGUAACAAUGACUUUAACACCAUUUUACUUGAUCCAUGUUCUAAAAUACGAAAAGAAUGAAGAAGAGCCGACACCGCCUGAGAUUGCUUCUGUACCGUUGGUGUCUUACUUCAGUUCGAUGGUCUUCACUCUUUUAUACUCGAACACGCUAAAUAAAUACUUCAACGAGUAUAACAGACUAACAACGUUGAUGUAUGGAGCGAUGUUAGUAAUAGUUUCAUCAAUUCCGUUCUUAUUCAUAUCACCAAAAAUACAUUGGAUAGUCUACUUACUGGUCCCGUUUCAAGGAAUUGGACUAGCAAUCGGUUUGAACGUAGCAAGUAGUCUGAUCUCAGAUAUGCUUGGAAGAAACAACAAGAGUAGUUCCUUUGUAUAUGGGACUUAUAGCCUCUUAGACAAGUUCUCAAGUGGAAUCUUACUUGUCAUUAUCGGUGCAACAGUUAUUGAGAAGGUACAAUGGCUGAGACUUCUUGCAGGUAUCCUACCUAUAAUCUCUUCUAUCCUAGCCUGGAUCUUUGCUUGGAUUGGAAAGGACAAAGAUAUUAUUGAUUUCGACGGUGUCUAAAUUUUAACGAAAUCUUCAAAAGCCAGAAAUAAAAAUAAAAAUCAACCUGU
Messenger RNA from Moneuplotes crassus, 1583 nucleotides. The record is from the annotation of a GenBank genome assembly. Lineage: Eukaryota; Ciliophora; Spirotrichea; Euplotida; Euplotidae.